This is a messenger RNA of Manihot esculenta (cassava), 2912 nucleotides long. RefSeq lists its product as uncharacterized. The transcript is spliced from 7 exons. Bases 156 to 2306 code for a protein of 716 amino acids. Gene Ontology annotation, molecular function: zinc ion binding. Gene Ontology annotation, cellular component: nucleus. Lineage: Eukaryota; Viridiplantae; Streptophyta; Magnoliopsida; Malpighiales; Euphorbiaceae. The record is from RefSeq and is a predicted model, not a curated record.
UACCCGAAUAAAUCCGAUCAUCAAUAUCGGGCUAAAUUCCGACCCGAAUCCGCCCGCCAUUCCCAUCUUCAUUGCCAGCGAGUAAAAUUUUCCGAGGUUUCAAAGCUAAACACAAUAUUCUUGCGCGAAAAGAGAUUGUUCUAGCGGAAAAGAAGAUGGCAGAUGAUCCAGAGAAGAGAUUUCACUCCAUCAUGGAUAAGCUCUUUCACGCCCCUAAAUCCCUUUCCAAUCCCUCCAGUUCAUCUGGAGUUGAGUUAUCAAGGGGAAAAAAGAGACCCAAUCCAGAGUCUGCAUUGGCAUUAGUGGAACCUAGAACAAGAGGGGAUGUGGUUGGGUCAUCUCAGCGUUCAUUAGCUCCAGCCGAUGCUCCGUUGUGCAGACCCUGGGACCGAGGAGAUCUUAUGAGGAGGAUGGCCACUUUUAAGUCCAUGACUUGGUUUGCUAAGCCCAAGGUGGUCAGUGCUGUAAAUUGUGCCAGGAGGGGAUGGAUCAAUUUGGAUAUGGAUAUUAUAGGCUGUGAAGCAUGUGGAGCUCGUCUUCUUUUUUCCACUCCAUCAUCUUGGACGCAGCAGCAAGUUGAGAAGGCAGCAAUGGUUUUUAGCUUAAAGCUGGAUAAUGGACACAAAUUAUUAUGUCCCUGGAUUGAUAAUGCCUGUGAUGAGAGAUUGGCAGAGUUUCCUCCCACUCCUCCUCCAGUAUUAGUUGAUAAAUUCAGAGAACGUUCUUCUGCUCUCUUACAACUUUUAGGCCUUCCAAUGAUUUCAUCUUCUGCUUUGGAAUACAUGAAAAGCUCACAGCUGGAAGAAUUUCUUAGACAGGCACCAACCUUGGAUUGUGGCAAUGGAUCUAUCAAAAUAUCCCAAGUAGAAUAUCCUGGAAAUGAGUCUGAAGCUUAUUCUGCUAACUUGUAUUAUCAGGCACAAAAGCUUAUAAGUUUAUGUGGCUGGGAACCACGUUUACUUCCUUAUGUUGUUGACUGCAAGGCAAAACCAAAGAAGCGCAUUAAGGAUGCCAAUACUUUGAAUUCAUCCCAUAUAUUCACUAAUGGGCAAAAUACAAGCAUCGGUUUUUAUUCUGCCACCACCAAUGAAAAUGCGGAGGCGACUGAAGAUUUUAAUGCGCCUGGUGGGCUACAAGCUGAUCCUCACUCCAUUGUUUUAGAUUGCAAACUUUGUGGAGCCAGUGUGGGAUUAUGGACUUUUUCUACAGUUCCGCGGCCAGUGGAGUUGUUUAGAUUGGUUGGGUACACUGAAGUGAAUAGUAGAAAAAAUUAUGGACAAGAUUCAGAGAAUGAAAGUCAAGUUAAUGACAGACAAGUUAUAAAUUCUUCCUCUAAUGGAGUAUUAUCUUCCAUAGAUAGACCAUCAACUUUAAAUUUUACAAUUGCUGGGGGUCCACCACCAACAAAACAGAACUUCAAAGCAACAAUUUCUUUGCCUGUUAUUGGUCGGAAUUUAAGGGCCAGGUUUUCUCAUGACUCUGGUUUUAGAGAUCAUACAUUUAAUGACCUGGAACCUCAGUCUCGACCAGAUAAGUAUUUAUGUAUGGAAGAAAGUAGCAUCACAGAAAAUUUUGGCGAGCAAGUUUCUCUUCCAGAAUCUGUGGGGAUGUUAAAGAGCAAAACAACUGAUCAGGGACAAUGUAGUUCUGCAAGUGGAGAUCAAUCCUCUUGUUUGAACAUUGAAAAUGGUAAAAAAGGAUCUGAUCUUAGAAAGGACUCUGAUAGUAAUAGGGAAUGCACAACAGAGAGCACAGCAGAUGCAGCACAAGGUUUUGAUCAAAGUAAUAGGUUGCCUGAAAAUGCACUAAAUGUUGGGUCCCUAGAUUCUCCAGCAGGAAGUUUGGGUAGUUCUCAAAUUAUAGUGUCUUCUAUGUCAGGGCCUGGUGCUACUGUCACUGCUGGAAAUGGGAAUAGUACAAGGGACUCAUUAGCUUUGGUUACUUCUGAAGGUGGCAAUCAACAACAGGUCCCAGGAGCAGAUGUUUUAUGUGGCAAAGAUGUUAAUUUGAAGAUAGACUUGACCAAAGGGAAGGAGCUAAAAGAAAUAUCAGAUGAAGGAAUGGAGUUUGAUCCAAUCAGGCAGCACAGACACUUUUGCCCCUGGAUUGUAUCAACAGAGAGUUGGGCAGCUGGUUGGAAGCAAACAUUAUCUGCUUUAUUUCGUCUAAAGGAUCUUUCUAGCCCUUCCACAAAAUCUCCUUCGUCCACGUCCACAGUUAAGGUGGAUGAUCCCAUUACUUCAGUAAGAAAGCUCUUCAUGUCUCCAUCAGCAAAGAAAAUGAAGCCGACUCGUGGGUCUAGCUGAAGCACAAGGUCCAGGCGUGCAGGUGAUUAAUUUUGCAGGAUUCCAAAAAUGUAUUUACCCAAAUGCUUAUUUGACGGGACUGCGAUUUCGUAUAUGGUAGAUGCAGUGACUUCAGAAACUAUGUAAGCAAGUGUUUUGAUGUUGUAUCAUUAGGUUUCAUAUGGUCGCAGCCUUUCAUAUUUCUCAGUGCAAGUAUUUUGUGAAUUUGCCCUGUAACAUUUCUAGGACAGGUUGUGUUCCAAAUUACUGUUGUGAGAUUUUGACAGGAAUAGCAAUACGAUUUAUUCACUUGAAAUUGUACUCUGUUAAUUAAGGAGAAAAAGGGGGAGACAGAGAAAAUUUUCCAACAAGCAUUUGGUGCUAUUCCAUCAAAGCAAGGACAAUCUCCAUUGUUAAAGCCUCUUUCUGGAACUAGCAGCGCUGGUAUCUUCCCUUUUGGCAACUCUGCUCACUAGAAAAAGAAAUAAGUUUAUGUUUAUUCACUCUGAUUAUGCAAUGAAUUCUUUAACAGAAGGUUCUAUUUUUGUGAGAAUUUCUAUUUAUACUGAACAAUUUUAUGCAAGAGAACUGCUAAAGAUGUUGACUCAACUGAAGUUCACUUAUUCA